AUGGCGCCUCCCAAGAUUGAAGCCAAGGAGAUUGAGACGUACUGGAACAUCUUCUCCGACCGAACAGGCGGUGGCCAGUUCCUCACCGGCGAACAAGCAGCCCCGGUUCUGAAGAACAGCGGUCUCCGCGAUGACCAGCUGGAGCGCGUGUGGGAUUUGGCCGACGUUGACAAUGAUGGGAACUUGGACUUUGAGGAGUUUUGUGUCGCCAUGCGACUUAUUUUUGACAUUCUGAACGGAGAAUAUGCCGACGUCCCCAAGACACUCCCCGACUGGCUGGUCCCCGAGUCCAAGGCUCAUCUUGUUCAGGCAACUCGUGCCAUCGCCGGCAAGCAGCCGCAGUUUGAGCAGGUCGAAGACGACUCAGACGAUCUAGGUCUCAAGGAUGGCUUUGAGUGGUACAUGAAGCCCGGGGACAAGGCCAAAUACGAGCACAUUUAUCAAGAGAACCGGGAUAUGCGGGGUGAAGUAUCAUUCAACGCCCUCGAAGAACUCUACGAAUCUCUCGACGUCCCCGACACCGAUGUCAGAUCAGCAUGGAACCUCGUAAACCCCUCCGCCGGCUCGACUAUCAACAAAGACGCCUGCCUCGCAUUCCUCCAUAUCCUUAAUUACCGCCACGAAGGCUUCCGCAUCCCCCGUAGCGUUCCUGCCUCGCUGCGCUCCAGCUUCGAGCGCAACCAGAUAGACUACCAGCUGGACAGCCAACGAGCGGGCACCAACUCACGAUGGGCCACCAAGGCCGACGACUCUACCUCGACCGGUCGAAAGACGAAAUUCGGUGAACAGUACCUCACACGCCUGGGUCGAAGCGGAUUCAAGACAGCCGGCACCGACUUCUCGACGGAAAAGACGGAAGAUUGGGAGGAGGUUCGGUUGAAGCGACAACUUGCCGACUUGGAAACCAAGAUUCAAAAGGUUGAGGACAUGGCCGAUCAGCGGAAAGGCGGCAAGAGAGAUUCCAAGCCUGCACUUGUAAGGAGGGAACUCGACCAGCUACUGGACUAUAAGCGCAGAGAAUUGAGAGAAUUGGAAGAGGGGAGGGGCAAGAGCGCUGUUGGUUCAGGCCUGAAGAGCGUGUCAGAAGAUUUGCAGACGGUGAGGGAGCAAGUCGAGGGUUUGGAGACGCAUUUGAGUUCGAGACAAGCGGUAUUGGAUGAUUUGCGGAGACAGAUUGACGCAGAGAAGGCGUGA
Metarhizium brunneum ARSEF 3297 is the source of this 1194-nucleotide messenger RNA. It is a transcript of the gene end-3, whose product is annotated as Actin cytoskeleton-regulatory complex protein end-3. The record is from RefSeq and is a predicted model, not a curated record. Gene Ontology annotation, molecular function: calcium ion binding; protein binding. Gene Ontology annotation, cellular component: plasma membrane; cytoplasm. Gene Ontology annotation, biological process: actin filament organization; endosomal transport; endocytosis. NCBI's taxonomy places the organism in Eukaryota, Fungi, Ascomycota, Sordariomycetes, Hypocreales, Clavicipitaceae.